Molecule: messenger RNA, 3297 nt
Organism: Diaporthe amygdali
Lineage: Eukaryota; Fungi; Ascomycota; Sordariomycetes; Diaporthales; Diaporthaceae
Product: tp-dependent helicase nam7
Exons: 1
Coding region: 1-3297 (1098 amino acids)
Biological process (GO): nuclear-transcribed mRNA catabolic process, nonsense-mediated decay
Cellular component (GO): cytoplasm
Molecular function (GO): zinc ion binding; RNA binding; RNA helicase activity
Source: RefSeq, a predicted model, not a curated record
AUGGACGCUGCUUUCAACCAUGUUGGCAACCACCUGAUCUCCGACUCCGCUGAAGCCAUCAAGGCUGGUGGCUCCGACGAGCUAUCCAACAUCGAUCCUGAUGAGAGCCUGCUCUACAGCAAGACCGGUGGGCGCAGGGGGAUCGGGAACGGUCGCCGACGAACCGACGACGAAGAUGGCGAAACCGAAACAAUCGGCGACGACGACGAUGACGAGAGCCUUGCCAGUGUUGCCGUGGGCGCUAUGAAGGGCGUGAGCCUCAACGAACCUGAAGAGGAAAAGGAACUGCCGGCGCAUGCUUGCGCCUACUGUGGAAUCCACUCGCCUUCCUCGGUGGUCAAGUGUCUGUCGUGCAACAAGUGGUUUUGCAGCGGUCGCGGAACUGCCAACACUUCCCACAUUGUGAACCAUCUUGUCCGCGCCCGACACAAGGAAGUACAGUUGCACCCUCAGUCACCUAUGCAAGAUACUAUCUUGGAAUGCUACAAUUGCGGCACUCGCAAUGUCUUCCUGCUUGGGUUCAUCCCAGCCAAGUCUGAUACCGUGGUCGUCCUGCUCUGCCGUCAGCCCUGCGCCGCCAGUACAUCGUCCAAGGAUAUGAGCUGGGACGUGUCUCGAUGGCAGCCACUCAUCGAAAACCGUUCCUUCUUGGACUGGCUUGUCCAUCCACCCUCCGACGCCGAACAGCUCCGUGCCCGACAGCUCACGCCGCCCACGAUUGCCAAGCUCGAGGAGAUGUGGAAGGAAGAUACCAAUGCUACUGUUGCUGAUCUGGAAAAGGCCGCCAAUGCCGACGAUGACCCGCACCCUGUACUUCUCAGAUACGACGAUCCCUACCACUACCAGAACAUAUUCGGUCCUCUCGUCAAGAUGGAAUCCGACUUCGAUAAGAAGCUCAAGGAGGCACAGUCCGAGGAUGGCUUGGUCGUGAGCUGGACCAUGGGAUUGAACAACAAGCACAUGGCCAGCUUCGUUCUUCCGAAGAUGGAGUCAGGCGAUGUCAAGCUCGCUGUCGGAGAUGAGAUGCGCCUGAAGUACAAGGGAGAGCUUCGUCCCCCUUGGGAGGGCGUGGGCUAUGUCAUCAAGAUCCCAAACAACCAGAACGACGAGGUCAUAUUGGAACUCCGUAAGACCGGAAGUGAUAAGUCUGUCCCAACUGACUGCACCCACAACUUCUCUGCCGAGUACGUCUGGAAGGCCACUUCUUACGAUCGCAUGCAGCUCGCCAUGAAGACAUUUGCCCUGGAUGAGAAGAGUGUUUCUGGCUUCUUGUUCCACAAGUUGCUGGGCCACGAAGUUCAAGUCGCGCCAACGAGACCGCAGAUACCCAGGAAGUUCACUGCGCCCCAAUUGCCUGACUUGAACAACAGCCAGAUCAACGCUAUCAAAGCCGUUCUUUCGCAGCCUCUUAGUCUUAUUCAAGGCCCCCCAGGAACUGGCAAGACUGUUACCUCAGCUACUAUCAUCUACCACUUGGCGAAGAUGAACAGCGGUCAGGUGCUGGUCUGCGCCCCUUCCAACGUCGCCGUAGACCAGCUUUGUGAGCGCAUCCACCGCACCGGCCUCAAAGUCGUACGAUUGACAGCCAAGUCUCGUGAGGACGUCGAGUCCUCCGUCAAGUUCCUUGCGCUGCACGAGCAAGUGCGCUCACUCGCAUCCGACAUGGGCUCCGAAUUGGGCAAGCUCACGACACUCAAGAAUGAAUAUGGUGAACUGGCCAGUCAUGACGAGAAGAAAUUCAAGCAGCUCACAAAGGCUGCCGAAAAGGAGAUCCUAAGUCAUGCUGAUGUUGUGUGCUGCACCUGUGUCGGUGCUGGCGAUCCCCGGCUUGCAAAGAUGCAGUUCCGAAGUGUUCUCAUUGACGAGUCGACUCAAUCGGCGGAGCCAGAAUGCAUGAUUCCUCUUGUCUUGGGCUGCAAACAGAUUGUGCUGGUUGGUGACCACAAGCAGCUUGGUCCAGUGAUCAUGAACAAGAAGGCUGCCAAGGCCGGCCUCAACCAGUCUCUAUUCGAGCGUCUGGUGAAGCUCAACCACGUUCCGAUCCGUCUCAACGUUCAGUACCGCAUGCACCCAUGCCUUUCUGAGUUUCCUUCGAACAUGUUCUACGAAGGUUCUCUUCAGAAUGGCGUGACCAUCCAGGAGCGGCUUCGCAAGGACGUCGACUUUCCCUGGCCUGUUGCUGAGACCCCCAUGAUGUUCUGGUCUAACCUGGGCAACGAGGAAAUUUCUGCGUCAGGAACUUCAUAUCUCAACCGGACCGAAGCCUCAAAUGUUGAGAAGGUAGUCACUCGAUUCCUUAAGGCUGGUGUCAAGCCAGUCGAUAUCGGUGUCAUCACUCCGUACGAAGGUCAGAGGAGUUAUGUUGUUAGCACCCUGCAGAACACGGGAACUUUCAAGAAGGAGAGCUACAAGGAGGUGGAGGUCGCGUCAGUUGACGCCUUCCAGGGUCGUGAGAAAGACUUCAUUGUUCUCUCUUGCGUUCGCUCCAACGACACCCAAGGCAUUGGCUUCCUUUCGGACCCUCGGCGGCUCAACGUAGCUUUGACUCGUGCGAAAUACGGUCUCGUCAUCAUUGGAAACCCCAAGGUCUUGUCCAAGCAUGAGCUCUGGCAUCAUCUCCUGGUGCACUUCAAGGACCGCAAAUGCCUGGUUGAGGGACCCCUCACCAACUUGCAGACAUCUCUACUGCAAUUUGGUCGACCCAAGACGGCUUACCGCCCGCAGCGUUUCGGGCCCGUUGGUCAGCAGCCAGCAGCAGGCUAUGCGAAUGGUCGAUUUGGUGGGAUGAAUGGUUCAACACGAGACUUUGACUCUGCGUCCAUGAUGUCCUUUAUCCCCGAUGACGUCUCAUCGAUCCACGGUUCUGCGCUCGGUGGUGCCGGCCUAAACUCAGCCUACCCUCAUAUGUUCUCCAGUUUCAGCCCCGACCAGUGGCCAGGUCUUCCUGGUGUAACUCCGCCUGGUCGAUCGAACGGCAAGAGCCGGGGCCGAGCAACUGAGAGCGUUGCCGGUGAGAGCGUGGCCAACUCCGAAUACACGGAUGCCAGCGCCAGUGUCAUCGGUGGCAAGGGUAUCGGCCAAGGUGGCGCCAGUCUAGGAGCCGGUCUGCAUGAUGCCAUUGGUGCUUCUCGCCCUACCUCGUACAGCCAGAGCGAUCGUCUCAGGCAGUAUGUUGAGGGCAUGGGCGGCAGCCGUCUGGGACCAAUCAACGGCUUCGGUCGCCGUGAUGAUGAUGAGAAGAGCAUCAGUACAGCCUUUCACAGCCAGCUUGGCGGUGCAGGAUUCGACGGGAUUUGA